AUGGUUGGGUCUCAGCAAAAGCCGCGUAAACAUGCACCCAAGCUAUUCCACAAAAAGUCUCGUACUGGUUGUCAGCAAUGCCGGAGUCGCCGUGUGAAGUGUGACGAGUCAAAACCUAUCUGCUCGCACUGCAGUCGUCUUGAACUAUCCUGCAUCUAUGAUCGCGCAGUUUCCGAUAGCAACUCAUCGUCUCCAACUGAGAAUGGAGGCCAACAACAAAACAAAAGCGUUGUAGAAACCAUUGUUGACCCUCCCGAAUCAGAAUCUCGAAGAAAACAAGAACUCAGUCUAUUUCAUCAGUACAUGACUGAUACCGGCCCAUCUAUUGCUCUGGAUCCUAUCACAGCUCAUUUCUGGGUAACGACCAUCUGUCGCCUGGCGCUUAAAUCCGAUGCUACGCUUUACUCGAUAUACAUGGUCGCUGCGAUGCACACCGACAAGCGCAGCAACUUUACUGAUACCAAAGCCCUCGAAACAAGCCAAACUUACCUCAACAUGACUAUCCGGGAGCAUCACAAGGAUGUUACUGAUAUCAACGCGGAAAACGUAGAGUAUAUCUGCUUGACCUCGAGUAUGCUGCGCGUCUACGGUUAUACUCGACUACAGCGUCGCUCGCUGGAACCUUAUACGCCUCCCGUGGACCUUUUGCGUAUUACAGGGACGAGUACUGCGCUCUUCCGCAACGCGUGGGAUAUCAUACGGGAUAACCCUGAGUCGGUAGUAUACCAGAUGAUCGAAAGUGCCGCGGAUCUUCUAGAGGACAACGAUAGUAAUGAACUACCCGACGAUUUAAAACCCUUGUUAAGCCGAGAGAAACCUCACGAGGUUGAAGAACCGUGGGAUGAAGAAACAGAAGAUGCAUACGUGAGAGCGCUGAGUCUCAUAGGACGCAUACGGAAUUUCAUGGAUAGGGAAAAUAUCAACAAGAGUAUUGGACGACGAACUAUUGUUUUCCCUAUGAUGAUGCGCCCGAAGUUUGCGGAUCUGGUGGAGGAGCUUCGUCCGAGGGCGCUUGUUAUUCUUGCGUAUUACUUUGCUCUAUUGUCCAUGUUGAGUGAGUUUUGGUGGAUUGGGGAUUCGGGUGUUAGAGAGAUUAGAGCGAUUGAGAAAAUUUUGCCAGAUGAAUGGCAGGAUUGGCUUGAGUGGCCAAGAAGUAUAUUGCAGUUUCAAGAUACUGUGAUGGAUGGUAAUGUAUAG
Molecule: messenger RNA, 1197 nt
Organism: Fusarium venenatum
Lineage: Eukaryota; Fungi; Ascomycota; Sordariomycetes; Hypocreales; Nectriaceae
Biological process (GO): regulation of transcription by RNA polymerase II
Molecular function (GO): zinc ion binding; DNA-binding transcription activator activity, RNA polymerase II-specific
Source: RefSeq, a predicted model, not a curated record